GGCAAGCGAUCAAAAAGGAGGCUCUUCCCCCUCAUCGGAAUAUCCCGCCAAGAACUCGAGCCCCCGGCGUCGAUGGAUCCGCAGGCGACGGCGGCGGCGGGGCGCUCCGCGGCCGGAGACGGGGGUGCCUCCGCCCCUUACGAGCUCCUCCUCUCAUGUCCUCUCGGCCUCUCUCCGUCGCAGGUUUCUGCCGAGUUCGAUGGAUCGCACGAUAGGGUCCCGCACCCCGACAUCGACUUGGAGAAUUCCAUUUCUGAGAUAUGGGACCAAAGAAUUCAGAGAAAUGCAUCUCUGUACAAUGGGACGAAGUUCAGGUAUGCAGGAUUCAUCACACAUAAGGAAGGAAGUGGAUCUGAGAAAAUUUCUUGGGUAUCACUCCACCUUGGCCUAACGGACUACAGGACUUUUGUUGGGACAAACUUGAAUCCUCUGUGGGAAAGGUUCCUGGUUCCAUCAAAAGAGGACACCAUUUGCUGUCAACACACCUCCAGUCCGUUAGGCAAUGGUGCAAUUGUGGAGACAUUAGACAAGAAAAUACUGGUACUGCGAAGAAGCAAUAAUGUUGGGGAAUUUCCUGGUCACUUUGUAUUCCCAGGAGGCCAUCCAGAGCCCCAAGAAAUUGGAAUAGAGUCCCAUCAGCCCGGCAACAGUUUGAGGGAGUCUGAGCUGCUCAACAAGAGAGUUUCUGAAGAGAUGUUUGACAGCAUUGUCCGAGAAGUGAUUGAAGAAAUUGGAGUACCUGGCUCAUCCCUCGGCAAUCCACUUUUCAUUGGUAUAUCUCGUCGGGAGAUGAAUGUUAGACCAGCUGCCUUUUACUUCAUGACAUGCACUCUUCACUCGGAUGAAAUUCAAAAAUGCUAUUCUAGUGCACAAGAUGGCUUUGAAUCAACUCAACUUUAUGCAGUGACACUGAUUGAUUUGGAGAACUUGACUUCUAAAAUGCCUGGCUGCCAUCAAGGUGGCUUUGCUCUCUAUAAAUUGAUGUUGGAAGCUGCGAAGGAUGCGAGAUGAAAGCUCUGGACUUGGACUUGGAGGAAAAUCGUCGAUGCAUCGACAACGAGAAUUCCCAUAACUUCCCUCCUGCGAUUGAUAUGUUAUUCUUUUGCUUAAAAAUCUAGAAUCACAUACGUACUUAAUGCCAUCGAAAUGGUGAGACCCACACGGGCUUCGUGACCAUGCGAUCGAAUGGCCGGGUCAUGAUCUGCCAAACAUAAAUGUAAAACUGUCACUUUGUUAAUUCGAUUAUAACCCUCACAGAGGAUAAAUAUUCAAUAUGUAGGAACCACAAAGUUCUGAUUCAA
Molecule: messenger RNA, 1301 nt
Organism: Syzygium oleosum
Lineage: Eukaryota; Viridiplantae; Streptophyta; Magnoliopsida; Myrtales; Myrtaceae
Product: nudix hydrolase 9
Exons: 9
Coding region: 73-1011 (312 amino acids)
Molecular function (GO): GDP-mannose hydrolase activity
Source: RefSeq, a predicted model, not a curated record